CUACAAUAGUACGUACAUACUGUACUACUGUACCGUGCCGUACUAUGUUCUGUUGCGUGUUGCGCUAGUACCGUACGUACAUACCGUAUCGUACCGUACGGUAUCCUAUCCUAUCGUACUGUUUUGCWAUGUCACAACGGAACGAGAACGUACCAAGCACGGUACGUACCGUACGUACGAUUCUGUACGCAUCAAACCGAUGAUCCAGAAAUCCAGAAAACGAAAUUGAAACAGUCGCGUCGGUAAGCUAGCAAGUCCAUUGGUAACAAUCGCAAAAAAUAAAAAAUAGUAGUAGCUAUCAAACACUUGAUUCCGAUCAUGCUCGCUCACCUUUCACGGGUCGUUCUGAUGGUCCGUUCGGGAGAGGGGCUGACCAAAGCCUUGGAAUUUUACACGGCGGGGCUCGGCCUAAGUGCGGUUCGUGUGACGGACGAGUGGGCGGAUCUCAGAACGACGCCGCCAGCCAGUCCGCGUCCCGGCUCCGAUGUUGCAACCGCACCGCCACUGAGCAUUUGCCUCCGCGCGGUUACCUCCGAGGCCCAGGUCACGACGGGCUAUUCUCCCCUGUUGCAAUUCCAGGUCGAAAACAUGGACCAGGUGAUCGCCAAGUGCGUUCAGCUCGGCGGGAACCUCGACGGUCCGAUUCAAUACCCGGCCCAUGGAAAGAUUGCGGCCCUCCGCUCUCCCGACGGACACAUGCUCGGCAUCUACGAACCGGCGAAGGAGUAGCGCCGCACAAGAACGCACCACACGCCAGUAUGUGCACUGGAGCGGAACACGUCUUGUGCCGCCAAAUGGGGCGCGCUGUGCGAACACCACCGCGAUGCGUUCUGUGCCCGUGCGACUCAAGCUUUUUUCCAACCGAUAGUAGGGGAGAGAACGACGGAUAUGGCGCCAUUCAAAAAGAAGAAACGGUGCAUGAUGCAUCGCACGCUGCGACACGGCAUGGCCACCAUUGACGACAACUUGCAMGGUUGUCCCGAUUUGUACGAAGGGAAAAGUUGAUAACCCCAGUACCAUAUGCAUCACUGAACAGUGGUAUUUUUCCAAAUAUCUCUCCCAUUUUCGAAUCAUUACUUCAUCUCGAAAAAAAAAGAGAAUGAAGAAUGAAAACAAUUCAAACCA
Messenger RNA from Pseudo-nitzschia multistriata, 1125 nucleotides. The record is from the annotation of a GenBank genome assembly. Lineage: Eukaryota; Bacillariophyta; Bacillariophyceae; Bacillariales; Bacillariaceae.